Cuscuta europaea is the source of this 835-nucleotide messenger RNA. NCBI's taxonomy places the organism in Eukaryota, Viridiplantae, Streptophyta, Magnoliopsida, Solanales, Convolvulaceae. The record is from the annotation of a GenBank genome assembly.
GCCACUCGGGAUGUACAGCUUUUUCCCACACAGUUUAUGGUGGAGAAAGACCCAAGAAUAUGUACAACUGGCUCAUACACCCCAAACCCCUCAAAUACUUCCUCCUUCCCAACCCAGAACUCCCCAAACUCCACUACAAAGAAGCAGUAGAGGCGCCCCAUUACCUCUUCCCACACGCCCUUCCACCACAUCUCCAGGAACCGGAGCAAGAACCUCCCCAAUACCAACCCGAUUACGAGCCCUAUGCUCAACUCCAUAGCCAUCAAGACAUGGGCCAGGACAUCCCCGAACAAAACCAAAACCCUCCACCACCCGACUUCUUUCAACAACUUUUGGAGGGUCAACAACAGUUGCUUACGGGGUACGUUCAAAUGAACGCAAACUACACGACUAUGGACAACCGGCUCAACCAAAUACAGGAGGAGCAAAGGGUCGGUUUUCACCGAUUGGAGGAGCUCAGGGAAGCCAAUAGACAUCGGUAUGAAGAAGACCAACGUAGGUUCUACGGACCUAUGUACUCUUACAUGGCACAACAGGGAUCUUUUCAUACCAUGGCAAACCCCCCUCCACCACCCUCAUGGUAUGACCCCACUCAUUGGGGUAACUUUGGAGGAUCUGGCUCCGAGGGUGGAGGGUACGACGGCGGAGAUGGCGGGGACACAUAUAUGGGAGAUGGUGGGCAGGGGAGCAUCUUCGGAGGGAGCUACUACAGCGGAGAAGACGGGCACUAGGGACAGUGCUUGAUUCAAGUGCGGGGGAGAGACUCAUGAUGGCACUCAUUGUAUCUCUUUGAAGAAUAAGAAGAUUCAGAAAACAAAGACAAAGAAGAAGAAAG